Odocoileus virginianus texanus is the source of this 5048-nucleotide messenger RNA. The record is from RefSeq and is a predicted model, not a curated record. Lineage: Eukaryota; Metazoa; Chordata; Mammalia; Artiodactyla; Cervidae.
CCCCGAGGCCCGGCCGAGGUCCAAACUGAGAGCAGGGCCCGCAUCGGUUGUCAUGGGGACGGCGGCGUAGGCAGGCGCUGACGUCGGCUGGAGGCGCGCUGCCCGCACUGCGGCACCCGGCGGGUGCUCAGAGCCUGGGAGGCUGGCGGUGGGGGUGCCUGGGUGGCCACCUCACUCCCAGCCCGCCCUGCAAGGUCCGGGCGGUGGCUCCCUAGGGACCCGCUGUCGGCAGCUCUGCGCCCUCUUCUGUGGUGUCAUCUUGGUGCUGAAUCUUGAACCUGUGAAAUGCCUUCUUAAUUACAUCUGAGAAAAGGAUCCUGACUGAAUCAGUGCUUUAUACUAUCACUCAAUACUCUCCAUAAAGCUGAGAUAUGCCCACUGUUGAGAGUGAAGCUAAAGUGAAGACCAGAGUUCGCUUUGAGGAGUUGCUAAAGGCCCACAAUGAUCUAAUGCGUGAAAGAAAAAAACUGAAGAAAAAAAUUGUCCAAUCUGGAGAAAAAAUCUCACUUGAUGCUGUUACAAGCAAUCUUCAGAAAAUCAGGGAAACUAAAAGUGAUGAUGUAACUGCUGUUAAUACUAAGAACCCAGAGAAGCACAUGCGAGUGACUAAAAACAAACCAAGGGAUCUGCAGUCAGCAACUGAAGAUCCAGAAAAUGAUGUUAGUGUGGAGGACACCAAGCAAGAAAAGGCAAGUAAGAAGGUUACGAAAACAGCGCUCCCGGUGACUGCACAGGAGAUGGAGCCAGAAGCUCCUGAGAAGGGAGAUGCAGCACCUCAGAAAACACAGACGAAGCCACAGCCUGGCGUCACUCAUGACAAAAGCGAAAAGGCCAAGGAGGAAGGAGAAAAGAAUAGUUUAGAUGAGGAACAACUGAUGCAAGUGUACCAGCUGCAAGUAGCUGAAGAAAUGGCAAAGGAGAUUAAGAAGAAAAUCCGAAAGAAACUCAAGGAGCAGUUGUCUUACUUUCCCUUAGAUUCUUCAUUGCAUGCUGACAAAUUGAGUGGUGAAAAAAGAAAAAAGAAAAAAAAGAAAGUUCCCAUCUUGUCUAAAUCUGAAACAAGUACAUCGAUCAUCUCUGAUGACCCAGUUGAAGGUGAACAAAAGAAAGAAUCUCCAGUUGAAGCAGUUACUUCAAAUACUCAUCAAGAUGAUGAAAUGAGCUCAAAGGAACAAAAUGUAGAAGACAACAUGCAAGAUGACACAAAAUCCAAACUGAAAAAAAAGAAAAAGAAGGCUAAAACAGGUUUGUUAUCCAAAUUAUGUGCCCCAAGUGGUGCCAGCCUGGUUGAGGAGGGCAGCCUUCAGACCUGUGCUUGGUCCGUGGGCUCCAGGUCCAGUGAACGGCCUGUUUCAUCUUACUAUGAAAAAGAGAAUGUGGAUUAUAUUCUUCCUAUUAUGACCCAGCCGUAUGAUUUUAAACAGUUAAAAUCAAGGCUUCCAGAGUGGGAAGAACAAAUUAUAUUUAAUGAAAACUUUCCCUAUUUGCUUCAAGAUUUUGAUGAGAGCCCUAAAGUCAUCCUGUUCUUUGAGAUUCUUGAUUUCUUAAGCAUGGAAGAAAUUAAGAGUAACUCUGAAAUUCAAAACCAAGAAUGUGGCUUCCGGAAAAUCGCCUGGGCAUUUCUCAAGCUUCUAGGAGCCAAUGGAAAUGUAAACAUCAAUUCAAAACUUCGCUUGCAACUGUAUUACCCACCUACUAAGCCUCGAUCCCAGUCAAAUGUCGUUGAGGUUUUUGAGUGGUGGUCAAAAUGUCCAAGAAAUCAUUAUCCAUCAACAUUGUAUGUAACUGUAAGAGGACUGAAAGUUCCAGAAUGUGUAAAGCCAUCUUACCGUUCUGUGAUGGCUCUUCAGGAAGAAAAGGGGAAACCAGUGUACCAUGAGCGACACCAUGAGCCAAGUUCAGUGGACGCAGAGCCUGGAUUAGAAGAUUCAAAGGAAGUGGUGAAGUGGAAACGGUUGCCUGGGCAGGCCUGCCGUAUCCCAAACAAGCACCUCUUCUCACUAAAUGCAGGAGAGCGAGGAUGCUUUUGUCUUGCUUUCUCCCACAAUGGAAGAAUAUUAGCAGCAGCCUGUGCCAGCCGGGAUGGGUAUCCCAUUAUUUUGUAUGAAAUUCCUUCUGGACGUUUCAUGAGAGAAUUGUGUGGCCACCUCAAUCUCAUUUACGAUCUCUGCUGGUCCAGAGACGAUCGUUACAUUCUCACUGCGUCGUCUGACGGCACUGCCAGGAUAUGGAAAAAUGAAAUAAGCAAUACAAAUACUUUCAGAGUUUUACCUCAUCCUUCUUUUGUUUACACGGCUAAAUUCCACCCAGCUGUAAGAGAGCUGGUGGUGACAGGAUGCUAUGAUUCUGUCAUACGUAUAUGGAAAGUUGAUAUGAGAGAGGAUCCUGCCAUAUUGAUCCAACAGUUUGACACUCACAAGAGUUUCAUCAACUCUCUCUGUUUUGAUAUUGAAGGUCACCAUAUGUAUUCAGGAGAUUGCACUGGGGUGAUUGUUGUCUGGAAUACGCCUGUCAAAGCCGACGAUGUACAACGCUCAGUGCGUCACUGGGGCAUUAACAAGGAAAUUAAAGAGAGUGAGUUUAAGGGAAUCCCGAUAAGUUACUUGGAGGUUCAUCCCAAUGGAAAACGUUUAUUAAUUCAUACCAAAGACAGUACUUUGAGAAUUAUGGAUCUCCGAAUAUUAGCAGCAAGGAAAUUUGUAGGUGCAGCAAAUUAUCGAGAGAAGAUUCACAGCACUUUGACACCAUGUGGGACCUUUCUCUUUGCUGGAAGUGAGGAUGGUAUAGUAUAUGUUUGGAACCCAGAAACAGGAGACCAAGUAGCAAUGUAUUCUGACCUGCCAUUCAAGUCACCAGUUCGAGACAUUGCUUAUCAUCCACUUGAAAAUAUGGUUGCAUUUUGUGCAUUUGGGCAGAAUGAGCCAAUUCUCCUAUAUAUUUAUGAUUUCCAUGUUGCCCAGCAGGAGGCUGAAAUGUUUAGACGCUACAACGGAACCUUUCCAUUACCUGGAAUACACCAAAGUCAAGACACUUUAUGCACCUGCCCUAAACUGUCUCAUCAGGGAUCCUUUCAGAUUGAUGACUAUGUCCCCACUGAACAUUCUUCAAUGAAGAUGCAGCAAGUGAAACAGAGAAUUGAUUCUGUCACAGAGGUGAUACGAGCCUGUGCAGCAAAGGUCAACAAAAAUCUCUCAUUCACUUCAACAUCAGCCGCCUCACAGCAGUCUAAGUCAAAACAAUCAAACAUGCUGGACGCUCAUCAGAUUCUGCGUCAGUUUGGUUUCACUCAAACCGAAACUGAGAAUGCAAGAUUCAUUCAUACAUUCAGGAUUAUGAGCAUAGAAAGAAAGCCUUGUAACCACCAUGUAGAUACAGCACCAACGGUAGUGGCUCUUUAUGACUACACAGCGAAUCGAUCAGAUGAACUAACCAUCCAUCGCGGAGACAUUAUCCGAGUGUUUUUCAAAGAUAAUGAAGACUGGUGGUAUGGCAGCAUAGGAGAGGGACAGGAAGGUUAUUUUCCAGCUAAUCAUGUGGCUAGUGAAACACUCUAUCGAGAACUGCCUCCGGAGGUAAAGGAGAGAUCCCCUCCGUUAACCCCCAAGGAGAAAGCCAAAGUGGAAAAAGCUUUUCCAGCUCCGCAGAAGCAGUCAUUCAAGUCCCAGGAUUUCAGACUGAGCUCAGAGUCCAUGGCACAUAAAGAGCUGAAGAAUGAAGAGGGAAAGAACCAAAUGUAUAGAAAGGAAAUGGCAAAUUAAACCAAAUGGAAUUUCUCGUCAGAGUUCAGAAAUUUCAGAUGGCCAGGAAGAAAGGAUCUACUACGUUUUAUCCUUAUGAAAGAAUCUAGAAAAAUCAGAAGCAAGGUAUGGGUGGAGAAAUAAAUGUGGCCUUUUGAGCUUGUUACAAACCAUUGUGUUUGUUGUUGAUCAAAAUAAUGGCACUUGCAUUAUUAGUAAUUGCAUCAAAAUUACAUUACCAUUGUUGGAAAAUCAAUAAAGAAAAACUAUAAUUGCUACUCAGCAAGUAAGAAGAAAAAGUGUUGGUAUUGCUAAAAUGUCUAUUAAGUUUAAUAUUAUUAUAUUUGUAAUGUGGUUAUAUGUGUGAUGUUAUGCUCGGAUUUGAAAUAUAUGCUAUUGAAACUUAACUUUAUUUAAAAUAAAGAUAAGCAGCUUCAGGAUUUUGUGUAUUCAAAAUGUUCCAAAUAAGAAAGGCAUUAAAAGGUAACAAAUGUGUUUGUUUUGAAUGAAUCGUAUGUAUAACUUGAUACACAUAAACUAAAAGUGGCUUUUGGCUAGACUGGCAACAGUUUUCCAAAUAUUUUUUUACUUUUUAAAAAAAGGUGUUUCAUGUUGAAGCAUGUAAGUGAUUUGUAGUCUUAAAUUUUUUUUAUAUUUAUUUGUCUUAACACAUGUUUUUAAAUUUUUACAUUGGAUUAUUUAUUCCUUUAGUUCCAGAGUAACAGUGUCAUAUUUGACUAUGUAUUUUGAAGUGUGAGGUUAUAAAAUAGGAAAUUUCAUCUCUUUGUGUUUUACUUGGCUCUUCUUUUUCAACUGUGUGACUGUAAGUCUGUCAAUAAAUAUUUAACCUCAAGAAGGUCAAGACUAAUAUAAAAUUAGAAAACUUAUUUACCAAAUUAGACAACUGAUUCCAUUAAAAUAAGAAGUGAGAAAAACAGUGUUGGGCACUGAGGUGUAAAUUUUGCCCAGAUGUAUACCCCAUGUGAAGAAUCUUCUAGUAAAAAUAUAUUUGACUCUUCCCCUGCACAUGUUGUAGAAGUAUGAAAACUGGUAAACAUGUCCCCACUGUGUAGAAAUUGGGGCAGAGGGGUCACUGGUGAAGUGAUGAGUGUCAGUGAUGACUGCUGGGGCCCUCGGCGAUAAGCACAGAAGUGUGUUCUGAUAGCACCAAGCUCCCCUGUUUUGGAUGCAUGUGUCUCUGCUUCAGGUACAGCUGGACCCAGGCAGCCUGAGUCACCCUUGCACCAGCCUGUUUUUUCUUCUAGUGAAUGUACUUGAUAAUUAAAAAAUAAAAACAUGUGGCUCUCUGGA